UUCACUCCAACGUGAAACCUGCAAACUUAAUUUAUCUCUUCAUAUUUCUUUAGCUUCUCUUAAUUUUACACUUAGGGUUUUCAAACAAAGAGAGAGAGAGAAGUGACUGAGAGCGAUGAUGCAGACUCCGUACACAACUUCAACGCAGGGGCAAUAUUGUCAUUCUUGUGGAAUGUUCCACCACCAUAGCCAAAGCUGCUGCUACAACAACAACAACAACGCCGGUUCUUACUCGAUGGUCUUCUCCAUGCAAAACGGCGGCGUUUACGAGCAGAACGGCGAGGACUAUCAUCACUCUUCCUCCGUUGUUGACUGUACUCUGUCUCUUGGAACUCCUUCUACGAGGCUUUGUGAAGAAGACGAGAAACGUAGACGCUCUACUUCCUCUGGUGCUUCUUCUUGCAUCUCCAACUUCUGGGACUUGCUUCACACCAAAAACAACAACUCAAAAACGACACCGUACAAUAACGUUCCUUCUUUCUCCACUAACAAGCCAACUCGCGGUUGUUCCGGGGGUGGUGGUGGCGGAGGUGAUUCUCUUCUCGCCAGACGCUGUGCCAACUGUGACACUACUUCUACUCCACUAUGGAGGAAUGGUCCUAGAGGCCCUAAGUCCCUAUGCAACGCAUGCGGCAUUCGUUUCAAGAAGGAAGAGAGAAGAACCACGGCGGCUUCAGGAAACACCGUCGUCGGAGCUGCACCAGUUCAAACCGACCAGUACGGACAUCACAACUCCGGCUACAAUAAUUACCAUGCUGCCACUGGUAACAACAAUAAUAAUGGUACUCCGUGGGCUCAUCAUCACUCGACGCAGAGGGUUCCGUGUAAUUAUCCGGCUAACGAGAUCAGGUUCAUGGAUGAUUACGGCAGUGGAGUAGCAAACAACGUUGAAUCCGACGGUGCUCACGGCGGUGUUCCGUUCCUUUCUUGGAGGCUUAAUGUGGCGGAUAGGGCAAGUCUUGUCCAUGACUUUACCAGAUGAAAGGAAAAAAAGAAAACGACGUUAGAUUC
Molecule: messenger RNA, 1011 nt
Organism: Arabidopsis arenosa
Lineage: Eukaryota; Viridiplantae; Streptophyta; Magnoliopsida; Brassicales; Brassicaceae
Source: the annotation of a GenBank genome assembly